AUGUUAAGCACCAUCGAGCAGGCCAAGCGCAUCGCCGCACACCAGGCCGUGGAUGAAUAUGUUAAAAGCGGCUUUGUGGUAGGUGUUGGCAGUGGCUCCACCAUAGUUUACGCUGCUGAGCGCAUUGGAGAGCUCGUUAAGGGGCAUAAACUUUCCGGUAUUAAAUGCAUCCCUACAUCUUUCCAAGCUAAGCAGCUUAUCGACAAGUAUAAGCUUACGCUUUCAAGUUUAGAAGAGUUUCCGGUGAUCGACGUAACCAUUGACGGAGCUGAUGAGGUAGAUUUACAGCUAAACUGUAUCAAGGGUGGUGGUGCUUGUCAAUUGCAGGAAAAAAUUGUAGCUUUUGCUGCCAAAAAGUUCGUGAUAGUUGCCGACUACCGCAAGGAAUCUAGAUUUCUUGGCGAGAAAUGGACGCAGGGCGUACCUAUUGAGGUCAUUCCUAUGGCUUACGUGCCGCUUAUGAACAAGAUCGAGCAGGAUUUUGGUGGCAAGCCCGUGCUUCGCAUGGCUAAAUGCAAGGCAGGACCGGUGAUCACGGACAAUGGCAACUUUGUACUUGAUGUCGAUUUCGGCGUCAUAAGUAACCCGAAGACGUUGUGUGAUUACCUUAAGUUGUUGCCUGGUGUGGUGGAGGUUGGGCUCUUUUGCGGCAUGGCAGAUAAAGCCUUUUUUGGACAGAUAGAUGGCUCGUUCACAACUCUGGUCGCCAAAAAAUCUGCAUAA
Molecule: messenger RNA, 723 nt
Organism: Plasmopara halstedii
Lineage: Eukaryota; Oomycota; Peronosporomycetes; Peronosporales; Peronosporaceae
Product: ribose 5-phosphate isomerase a
Exons: 2
Coding region: 1-723 (240 amino acids)
Biological process (GO): D-ribose metabolic process; pentose-phosphate shunt, non-oxidative branch
Cellular component (GO): intracellular membrane-bounded organelle
Molecular function (GO): ribose-5-phosphate isomerase activity
Source: RefSeq, a predicted model, not a curated record